AUGAAGAGACUCCAAUUCACUCCGGAAAAAUCCUGUCUCUUCGUGGUGGCUUUAUCCGGUCUGAUAAUCGGUGCACUUGUUUUUUCAAGCUUAAUCCGAUCGGUUGACAACAUCUCCUCCUUCGGCCUCUGCUCCUUAGCCUCGACCAAACACUGUACCGCCGCGGAUUACGCCGCUACACCAAUCCAACUCCAAGCCAUCCUCCACUAUGCGACGUCAAAAAUUGUCCCACAGCAAUCAUUGGCCGAAGUCUCAGUCACUUAUGAUGUCCUCAAAACACGGUCACCUUGUAACUUCCUUGUAUUCGGACUCGGGUUUGAUUCUCUCAUGUGGACAUCAUUAAAUCCACAUGGCAACACUCUAUUCCUCGAAGAGGAUCCCAAAUGGGUUCAGACAAUUCUCAAAAAACACCCAACGUUAAAUGCGCAUACGGUUCAGUACCGGACCCAGCUACAGGAAGCCGAAGGCCUCCUGAAAACGUACCGGUCUGAGCCAUUGUGUUCGCCAAGUAAAGCCUAUUUACGGGGCAAUUACAAAUGCAAGUUAGCAUUGACUGGAUUGCCUGACGAAGUUUAUGACAAGGAAUGGGAUUUGAUAAUGAUCGAUGCGCCAAGAGGGUACUUCCCGGAGGCGCCAGGGAGGAUGGCGGCGAUAUUCUCAGCGGUGGUGAUGGCUAGGGGAAGGAAAGGACCAGGAGUGACUCAUGUGUUUUUGCAUGAUGUGGAUCGGAGGGUGGAGAAAACGUUCGCGGAGGAGUUUUUGUGCAGGAAGUAUUUGGUUAAGGCUGUGGGGAGGCUAUGGCAUUUUGAGAUACCAUCUGCUGCUAAUGUGAGCCAGAGUGGUGGUUGGUUUUGCUAA
This is a messenger RNA of Dovyalis caffra, 858 nucleotides long. NCBI's taxonomy places the organism in Eukaryota, Viridiplantae, Streptophyta, Magnoliopsida, Malpighiales, Salicaceae. The record is from the annotation of a GenBank genome assembly.